UAUUCUGCAUUGUACUUAUUUGUUGUGAGAAUUACGUGCCUGUUGGCACUUGAUUCUUCCCUGUCUUACAUGGGUGUGUGAGCUUUACUGAUUUUGUGCCUGGAAAAUCGCAAAGAAGACGCAUUAAGACGUUUCCCAAGUUUGCCAGCUGCACCCUCACAUCCACAUCAUCAUGUUUCUAUGGGACUGGUUUACUGGUGUCCUGGGCUACCUAGGCCUGUACAAGAAGUCGGGCAAGCUGCUCUUCCUGGGCCUGGACAACGCCGGCAAGACGACGCUGCUGCACAUGCUGAAGGACGACCGGAUGGCACAGCACGUGCCCACGCUCCACCCCACAUCUGAGGAGCUCUCGAUCGGUAACAUGCGCUUCACCACGUUCGACCUGGGCGGCCAUCACCAGGCGCGCCGCGUUUGGAAGGACUACUUCCCGGCCGUCGACUCCAUCGUCUUCCUCGUCGACGCCAGCGACCGGCAGCGGCUCAGCGAGAGUAAGGUGGAGCUGGACUCGCUGCUGACAGACGAGCAGCUGAGCAACUGCCCGGUGCUGAUCCUCGGCAACAAGAUCGACAAGCCGGCGGCCGCCUCCGAGGACGAGCUUCGCAACGUGCUGGGCCUGUACGGCCAGACCACGGGCAAGAUGAAGAUCCCGCGGAGCGACCUGCCCGGCCGUCCCCUGGAGCUCUUCAUGUGCUCCGUGCUCAAGCGCCAGGGCUACGGCGAGGGCUUCCGCUGGCUGGCGCAGUACAUCGACUGAUACCGCCGCCGGACACAUUCCGCCACGCUGCUGCCACCUGUCGGAGGCCGCGGAAGCUGACGUUCGACGGCGCCCGCUAGGCGGCGCUCGUGGCAUGCGGGCCGUGCCUGCGCGGGUCUUGGCGAGGAGCUACGCGACGGCCCGGGACGCCCGUGGCCAGCGAGGCCGCCACCCGCGACUCACGUGCGCACGCCCACGGUCGAUGCCGCUCGAUAAUAUUAGGAAAAUUGCCCCUCCUGUGUAUACUUGGUUGACCCGUGUUCUGGCUGUUGCCUGGCAAAGCUGGCGGCGCCCGUUAUUUUUAUACCGGCAUCUCCGCAGCUGGAGGUGUUCAGAUAAAGUCGGGCCGCGAGAGCUGGCCGGAGAUUGGCAUCUAGAUAUUUUAUGACGCCCGCCAAGUCUGCGGUCUAGACUUGUGAGCAUCUUGUUUACGCCUAAAUUAGCAUAUACGGUGAUUGCAGGGUGAUAUUCUUUCGUUGCUUGUCUUCUGAAAUCUAACACGGUGUUGAGGACGGCUGUAGUUACGGGUCAGCUCGCGGCGGCGCGGCGCGGCGCCCCGCCGCCGUCCCCGUUUCUCGUGUUCACUGUCUGACGGCCGGCGCGGCGUCUGAGGCUGAGUGUCCGACGCUGCGAUGCAUGACUCGAAUAAACAGGACCACGAUACGGUGCGCCG
Messenger RNA from Pollicipes pollicipes, 1427 nucleotides. It is a transcript of the gene Sar1, whose product is annotated as Secretion-associated Ras-related 1. The transcript is spliced from 6 exons. Gene Ontology annotation, molecular function: GTP binding; GTPase activity. Lineage: Eukaryota; Metazoa; Arthropoda; Thecostraca; Pollicipedomorpha; Pollicipedidae. Gene Ontology annotation, biological process: intracellular protein transport. The coding region runs from base 173 to 754 and encodes 193 amino acids. The record is from RefSeq and is a predicted model, not a curated record.